UAGCAGCUGUGCUGGAGGACUGCUGAUGAGGAACAAAAUGGGAGCUACUGAGCAGUCAUUUGAAGGCUGGCUAUUAAAAAGAAAAAAGCUAGCUAAUUAGAGCUUAAAGGAAGAGGCAACACUUUAUACAAAAACACCAGAAGGUGGAGUCUGGAUAAGAGCUGUCAGGAGGCCUUUCUAGCCAGUUUGAGGCUGAGAGAUAGCAAUCUUGAACUACAGUUUUAGAGGAGUGGCACCAAAAGGCCUGUUGUUUACACUGAGUGCUUUACAGGACAAGUAGCACCCCCUGCUUCCUCAGCUGCUUGAAAAUCAAGCCAUAGAUACUGACCUUUAAUCAAAAUAAGGGAGGAAAAAUGCCAGCUUCUCUGAGAAAACUGCAGCAAAUGGCUGUUUUCAUGGGACUGUUCAGCGGCGGGGGAUGCCUUGUGAUGUACAAUCUUAUGCAAAAAAGUUUUGCCAGGACCCAGUAUUACCAGCAAGCUUUGGAGCAACUGAAGAGCAAUCCUGAUGCCCUGGCAGCCCUGGGUGCCCCCCCUCUUAAAGUUCACAACAUCCACCUGGCAGAUGGGAGCAAUCACGUGGACACAGAAAGAGCGCAGAUAAAAUUACCAGUCUCUGGAACAAAAUCAGCGGGCUACCUCUACAUUAACGCGGAGAUGGACCACUCCCAUCAGUGCUGGUGCCUUCAGGAUGUCACCUUGAAACUGCGGGAUGGUCAGAAUAUUCCCGUUUACCACUCUCCAAUGGAAAGCAUUGGUGUGCAAGAAGGCUAAAAAUCAGGGACAGCUGCAUCUCCGCCUCCCAUUGAGCCAAAGGAGCCAUUAAUCGAUUGCAUCCUGCUGUGUCUGUGAAUGUACACAGUUGUCACAAGUGACAGUUUCACUUAAGCGGUGCUCUCAAGACAAUUUUCUCUCCAAGAUUUACCUCAUUAUUGUUGUAAUUGUAAUUUCUUUCUUUUGCUGGUUUAUUCACGUGUUUAACAGAAGCCUAAAAUAAAUAUCUUGCAUAAGAGUUGCUGUUGCAGAGAAGUCAUGUGUUAUGCCCUGUGUGUGCUGGUAUUAUGAAUUUGAAAUAAAUAAACAAACUGCCAGGAAACUGAGCUUUGUUUUACAGUGGCAGACCAAAGUCAGGACAAGUCAGCUUCUCAAAACUUUGAGAAGACUUGCUGCCUCAGUUUCCCCCCAUUUCUCAACAAGGUCUUGCCUAAAUCAGGAAG
Molecule: messenger RNA, 1216 nt
Organism: Camarhynchus parvulus
Lineage: Eukaryota; Metazoa; Chordata; Aves; Passeriformes; Thraupidae
Product: cytochrome c oxidase assembly factor 1 homolog
Exons: 6
Coding region: 354-773 (139 amino acids)
Biological process (GO): mitochondrial respiratory chain complex IV assembly; mitochondrial respiratory chain complex I assembly
Cellular component (GO): mitochondrial inner membrane
Source: RefSeq, a predicted model, not a curated record